Glycine soja is the source of this 2822-nucleotide messenger RNA. Its product is annotated as basic helix-loop-helix protein A-like. Lineage: Eukaryota; Viridiplantae; Streptophyta; Magnoliopsida; Fabales; Fabaceae. The transcript is spliced from 8 exons. The record is from RefSeq and is a predicted model, not a curated record. Bases 471 to 2459 code for a protein of 662 amino acids. Gene Ontology annotation, molecular function: protein dimerization activity.
CUGUCUGGUAGACCAACCAGUCAAAACCACACUUUUGAGUAUUGCGUUUCAAAACCCUAUUUCUUACCCAACAAACGUUCCUAGAUCUUUUCCUUACAGUAAUUCUUGGAUCACCCGCGUAUCCACCUCAAAGUCAUACACCUUUCUAAAGUCUCUUUCUCUCCUACACCCAACACACAUCUGCAGGUCUAUACUUAAUUUCUUUACCUUCUUCUCUUCUCUCCCCUUACCUUAUUUCCUCUCUUCCUUUUCAUUGAGAAUAAAAAGGUUUGAUUUUCGGCUCAGAUCCACGCCAACACUCAUUUUCAUUGCCUAUUUACUUGUCACCAAAACCCAGAAGCCAAAUUUUUCCACUUUUCCACUUUUUCUUUUUCCCACUUUUGGAUAACUAUUCCGAAGGAAGAUAUAUAGAUAUGGUUCCACAGAAGUAUUAACCGAAAGCCUGCUGUUUCAAAAUCCUGUCGGGAACCAUGGCUGCGCCACUAGGCACUAGCCUUCAAAGCAUGUUGCAGGCUGCGGUGCAAUCUGUUCAGUGGACUUAUAGUCUCUUCUGGCAACUUUGUCCACAACAAGGGAUUCUGGUUUGGGGUGAUGGUUACUACAAUGGAGCAAUUAAAACACGGAAGACGGUGCAACCAAUGGAGGUGAGUGCUGAAGAGGCUUCUCUCCAAAGAAGUCAGCAACUUAGAGAACUCUAUGAAUCACUGUCCGCCGGAGAGACAAACCCGCCUUGUCGCCGGCCUUGUGCCGCCUUGUCGCCUGAGGACUUAACAGAAUCCGAAUGGUUCUAUUUGAUGUGUGUCUCAUUCUCCUUUCCACCUGGUGUUGGGUUGCCUGGAAAGGCAUAUGCGAGGAGGCAGCAUCUAUGGCUCACGGGUGCAAACGAGGUGGACAGCAAAACGUUUUCACGAGCUAUUCUAGCCAAGAGUGCUCGCAUACAGACCGUGGUGUGCAUUCCUUUAUUGGACGGUGUGGUUGAGUUUGGCACAAUGGAUAAGGUUCAAGAAGACCUCAGCUUCAUCCAACACGUGGAGACCUUCUUCAUAGACCACCUCAACCCUCUGCCACCGAAGCCUGCCUUGUCGGAGCACUCAACCUCAAACCCCGCCUCCUCCUCUGAACACAUCCCCGCCGUCAUGUAUACCGUCGUGGAUCCACUUGCCGCCAAUCCCAACCUAAAUGAUGACAUGGAUGAGGAUAUUGAGGAGGAAGAGGAGGAGGAAGAGGAAGAUGAGGAGCCGGAAUCUGGUUCCGAAGACAAAGCCGGAUACGGCAUCGCUCGCCAAACUCCAACACCAGCCAUGGCGGCAGAGCCCAGCGAGCUGAUACAACUAGAGAUGCCGGAGGACAUCCGGCUUGGGUCUCCAAACGAUGGGUCAAACAACUUAGACUCAGAUUUUCACUUGCUGGCGGUGAGUCAGGGUGUUAACACAGCGGGGCAGGCUGAGUCAACUCGGAGGUGGGGCCUGAGUCAAAACCCCAUGCAAGUUCAACUACCGACUUCAGCCCUUCAUCCAUUGGAAGACUUGACACAAGAGGACACUCACUACUCUCAAACAGUGUCCAACAUCCUCCAAAACCAGUUCACACGGUGGCCAGCCUCACCCUCCUCCGUUGGAUACGUCACAUACUCCACGCAAUCAGCAUUCGCAAAAUGGAGCAGCCGCGCCAGCCACCACCACUUCCACCCGGCGGCGGCGGCGGACGGCACCAGCCAGUGCAUCCUCAAGUACAUCCUCUUCACGGUCCCGUACCUCCACGCCAAGAACCCCGGCGAGAGUUCUCCCCAAACCACCGCCGCGGAUACCAAACUCCGCGGCAAGGGAGCGCCGCAGGAGGAGCUCAGCGCCAACCACGUGCUGGCCGAGCGCCGCCGUCGCGAGAAGCUGAACGAGAGGUUCAUAAUCCUGCGGUCGCUGGUCCCCUUCGUGACCAAAAUGGACAAGGCGUCGAUAUUGGGAGACACCAUCGAGUACGUGAAGCAGUUGCGGCGGAAGAUCCAGGAGCUCGAGGCGCGUAACCGCCAGAUGACGGAGGCGGAACAACGUUCCAAGCUCCCAGAGAUAGCAGUUCAGAGAACAAGUAGCAGUUCGAGCAAGGAGCAACAGAGGAGUGGGGUGACAAUGACGGAGAAGAGGAAGGUGAGGAUCGUGGAAGGGGUGGUGGCGAAGGCGAAGGCGGUGGAGGCUGAGGCCACCACGUCGGUGCAAGUUUCGAUCAUAGAAAGCGACGCACUGUUGGAGAUCGAGUGUCGUCACAAAGAAGGGUUGCUUCUGGACGUGAUGCAGAUGCUGAGGGAGGUGAGGAUAGAAGUUAUAGGGGUGCAGUCGUCGCUUAACAAUGGGGUGUUCGUGGCGGAGUUGAGGGCUAAGGUGAAGGAAAAUGCAAACGGGAAGAAGGUCAGCAUUGUGGAAGUGAAGAGGGCACUUAACCAAAUUAUACCCCAUGCUGUUGACUAAAGAGGGGGUGCAUGCUUGAAUUUUCAGGGCUUGACUUUAUGGAUGAAUAUUCCAAGUAGAAUUAACUGGCUAUUUCUCUUGCAAUCCACACUAUUUGUACUUCCAAUCACAAUGGCUUAAUGUGUAUCUAUGAUUCAAGCCAGGUGUGAAGUCUAGUCAAUAAACCCAUAAUUAAGUAUUGUCACGAAGGCUAGCUGAUGAAAUAGAAAGAAGCUAGGGAACAUUAGUGUUGUCUUUAGAGUUUUAGCAGAUUAAUUAAAAUAGUUUACAUUCUAUAAUUUUAGUGUAGUAAUGAUGUAAUGAUCGAUGUAGUUGAGAACAAUUGAAAUUAAUAUAGAAAAAAAAGUAUGUAUAAUUACUUUA